Polyodon spathula (Mississippi paddlefish) is the source of this 4881-nucleotide messenger RNA. RefSeq names its product claspin. NCBI's taxonomy places the organism in Eukaryota, Metazoa, Chordata, Actinopteri, Acipenseriformes, Polyodontidae. Gene Ontology annotation, molecular function: anaphase-promoting complex binding. The transcript is spliced from 24 exons. Bases 666 to 4478 code for a protein of 1270 amino acids. The record is from RefSeq and is a predicted model, not a curated record. Gene Ontology annotation, biological process: mitotic G2 DNA damage checkpoint signaling; mitotic DNA replication checkpoint signaling; activation of protein kinase activity.
GUGGAUAUUGCCAGGUGGCGCAGGCAGGCUCGCCGUCUCCUCUGGUGGAUAUUGCCAGGUGGCGCAGGCAGGCUCACUGUCUCCAUGGCGCCGGCAGUGUGUGUGUUUGAUGUGCAGGAGAGUCCACACUGGAAAGCACGAGUUCAGUUUCGCGUAUCUGAUAAUGAAAUGCGGCAUUCUCACGCUGUACGGACACUGGGAGCGCGUACACGGCGUGCAAUACGAGCCGGGACCUGGUCUUCUGCGUGCUGUCCAAUCCAGUCGUGCAGGCUUGCGUUUGAUGGCGUUGUGAUUGGUUUACAGCUCCGAGGAGGACGGCUUUGCCCAGGGGUUUUUGGCAACCAAUGGAAUGACGAAUUCGUGCAAAACUGCACGGAAGGCGGGAUCUAAGUAAAGAAUGACAAGUAUCUAGUCCAAUGGUGUGUUAGCAUUUCCACUGAAGGCGGGAGCUGCUUGCGUUUGACAGACGGUGGGUGGGGUCUAGUCUCGGCCCGCCAAAGAUUGAAAUUUCAUUCAAGUCUUCAGCGGUGGCGGGAGAGACGGCCCUGACAGCUUUUUCUGGAGAUAGAAAUAUUGUUUUUCAUUUUGGUGUAAUAUCUGCUCUCAUUCGCGCAGCGCGAGUUAGUCAGACUUGCCUGUGAAGUUCGCGCAGCUGCUGGUUCGCAAUGAGCCUCGCCCUGUCUCAGCAGUGUUCGGUGCAGGAGGAGGGUACCGUCUCUCACGCUGCUGUCGAGGAGAGCGGUUCGGACAGUGGGAUGGGCUCCCCAAUCCUCCCAGAGGGGGGCUCUGUGCUGCCUGAGAACACAGAGAGUGGAGAUUCGGAGGAUGAGAUUCUGGUGAACAGGAAGUCACGCUGCAGGAAGGCCCUGAGAGACAGCGACAGUGAGGGGGAGGAAGAGGCGGGGCCAGCUAACACUCUCGUCCUAUCAGAGUCCAGUGAGGAGGAGGAGGAGGAGGGGCUGAAGAGGAAGACAGGAGGAAGGAUCAGCAGGGUUGCUCUGGACAGUGAGGACAGCGAGACAGAGACAGGACAGGACAGCCUGGCAACUUUGAUCCCCCAGAGAGAUAGUCCACUGAAGAGACACCACAGACUGAAAGAGGAGAGAGGGAAUGAGCGAUCCCGACGAAGGAAAGAGAAGGAUGAGAAGAGGCUGAAGAAAGUCAACCAGCAGAAUGAAGAGGUGCCCUCUGCACACCCCACCUUGAAUGACAGCGGCUGUCUCCUUGGCGACAGCGAUCUGUUUGACACGGGGCGGGGAGAGGAGGAGGAGGAGGAGGAAGAGUCUCUGGAUGCGAUCAGAGCCGUUGUGAGACACAAGGUGAAAAAGCACCAGGAGUGGCCGGUGACAUCAGAGCUGGAGGAGGAGGAGCGCGAGGGUGAUGAAGAGGAAGGGGGUGAAGGGAUAAAAAAGAGGAAGGAGCGGAAGGCGGCCCGUGCCAGCAAGGAGGCGAUGAAGCAGCUGCACAGCGAGAGCCAGAGACUCGUGAGGGAUUCCUCUCUGGGGCUACCCUACCACCUGCCAGAGCCCAAAACCAUCCACGACUUCUUCAAGAAGCGCCCACGACCAUCCUGCCACGGGAGCGCCAUGGCACUGCUCAAGUCUGCAAAAUACCAGCCGUGUAUGUCUGAGGAGAGUCUGGACCCGGCACUGACCCUGAACCAGAACCCGAGUGAGACCCAAGACCUGACCGAUGAUCCUGAGCAGGCUGUCCCCAUGGAAACGGAGCCCGAGUUUAAGGCUACCUCUGAGGCAGGGCCAGCGCCGGGGCAGGUGGAGUUGGGAGGCUGCGUUGUGGCUGCUCCCUCAAACCCGCAGCCCUCCGAGUCACCCCUCCACCUCCCUCCCAGCAAACCCUGCAGGAGCAGCAGGCUGGAAAAACUGAGGCAGCUGGGCCUCGACCCGCCUCCGCAGCCCAGGCUGUGUGCCGACGAGGGGGCCUUCGUCAACCUGGACCCCCCUGCCGUCAACACAGAGCUGGAGGCUCUGAAGCUUCGGUUCCUGAAGCACGGCCAGCCCCCAGCGAAGCCUCGUGGGCCGCUCACGCUCCAGCUCAACGUGGUGCGCAAGGAGGCCAGCUCCGAUGGGAAGCAGGAGCUCCGAGCCGACACAGUGUCCGUGACCCUGUCCGGAGAGCCGGCGGAGGAGCUGGGCUGUACCAAACCAGGGGAGAAGCUGCUGCUGUUGAAGUCCAAGCUGCAGCAGGCGAUGGCUCAGCGCAGGCAGGAGGAGAGGCAGAAACGAGCCGCUCUGUACAGGCUGGACAAUGAGGACUGCCUGGAGGAGGAGGAGGAGGAGGAGGAGGAGGAGGAGAUGACUGACGAGUCGGAGGGAGAGGAAGAGGGUGUUGACUUCCUGCUGGGAAAGGGGGGUGAAGGAGAGAGAGGGGGGAGCUCCAAUCUGGGAGGUCCUGGCGGUGCGGACCCUCACCUCUCCGAGGGGACCCUCAUGCUCUUCAGCAGGUCCAGCUCGCAGACCGGUGAUCAGGGAGGGGAUGGAGUGAGGAGAGCCCUGCAGACCGGCCUCGAUGGAGAGAGCAAGCUGGAGGAAGACGAUUCUUCUCUCCCGUCUCUGGCCAAAGAGAACAGCCACAACAGCAGCUUCGAGCUCCUGGGCUCCAUGAUCCCGUCCUACCAGCCCUUCAGCAAGCAGGGAGGGAGAGGGGGGGUAGCGGCUGGGUUCCGCUCCCCAUCUCCUGGAUUCUUCAAACCUAGCUUCCUGAGCUCUGCCUCCAAGAGCUCAGGGAAGCUGUCGGAGCCCGCUCUCCCAGUGGAGGACUCCCAGGACCUCUACACUGCCUCUCCGGAGCCCAAGACCUGCCAGCUGGGAGCCGAGGAUUCUCAGUUCCGCUUCUCCCUGGAAGAGGAGACUCAGAGUCGGCUGCUGGACGCAGACGGCUUCCUCAACGUGGGGUCCCGGGGCUCCAGCCAGUACCAGCCCUCCAAGAGGCAGCUGAUCCUGGGCAGUCUGGACGAGAACGCCAUGGAUGGGAACAUGGGGGAGCUCGUGGGGCUCUGCUCCGGGACGUUCCAGACUCAGAACCUCAAGGAUUCCGACUGUACCACCCAGGACAGUAACAUGGGGGAGCUCGUGGGGCUCUGCUCCGGGACGUUCCAGACUCAGAACCUCAAGGAUUCCGACUGUACCACCCAGGACAGUAACAUGGGGGAGCUUGUGGGGCUCUGCUCCGGGACGUUCCAGACUCAGAACCUGGAGAUCUGCGGUGGGGAGGACAGCACUGAGGCGAACAUGGAGGAGCUGCUGGGAUUGUGUUCGGGGAAAUUUGCAGCGGCAGAGGGAUCCUCCCCCGCCUCCCUCAAACUGAACCCCUCACAGGGAGCACAGCAGGCUGGCUGGACCGGAGCGAAGGGAGCCGCAGCCCUGAGCACAGGGAGGGAUGAAGAGCUGCAGGAGGAAGAGGAGAACUGUGAGUUUCAGCUGAUGACUGACGUGGGGAGCUUCUCCAGCGAAGAGGAGGAUGAUGCGAGUGAGGGAGAGGCAGAUGAAGAUGGAGAGGAGGAGGAGGAGUGCAGUGAGGAUGAGGAGGAGGUGAUGGCCCGAGCUCCUGGGCUCAAGAGGAAGAUGCGGGUGGCUGACUUCCUGGAGGAGGAGGCGGAGCUGUCUGGCAGUGAGCUAGGCAGUGAGGAUGAGGAGGGGGGAGCUGAGUGGAACGAGUAUGAGGAAGACGAGAUUCAGGAGGAGCUGCCAUCGGACGAGGAGCUGCAGGACCAGGUCAACAAAAUCCACAUGAAGCAGCUGCUGGACGAUGACAAGCGGGCGCUGCGUCUCUACCAGGAGUGCUACCUGGCUGAUGGGGACCUGCACUCGGAGGGGCCGGGGAGAGCCCGGCAGUUCAGAUGGAAGAACAUCGACGAGGCUUCUCAGGUGGAUCUGUUCCAUGGAGACUCGGAGGAGGGGGAGGAGGGAGAGGAGCAGCUGGAUGAGGCGGAGGUGCUGUGGAGGAGGCAGAGGCACGAGAGGGAGCAGUGGCUGAGAGAGCAGCAGUCCCAGAGCACAGGAGGCGAGGCAGCGACAGUGGCGGAGGAGGAGCAGGAGGAGAUCGGAGAGGACAGUCAGUUCAUGAAACUGGCCAAGAAAUUUGCCACCCGCACCCUGCAGAAGAAAGAAUCCCCGGCGGUACUGGUGAAGGAGAGAAAGGUUCUGACCCGAAGCCCAUUUGAGAAACCUGCUGUGUUACCUCAGGUGAAGACUGGCUCUCUGUUGAGUCGCUCAAAGGAUCUCAUGCAGACGUUGUCGUCUCUCUCAGAGCUGAACCCCAGCGGGCCGCGCAGUGCUCGGAACUUCGUGUUCCACACCCUGUCCCCUGAGAAGGGCUCGGAGCUCCCCAGCCCGUCCCAGACACAGGCAAAGAGACGCCCAGCCGCCGUCCUCGCCCCCGCAGCUAAGCGUCCCAGGAAAGAGGCUCCCAAAAAGGCAGAGGAGCCCCAGAGGAGCAUCUUCCGCUUCCUGGAGAGCUGAGUGGCCACGGGGCCAAGCUGCCGUGGGCUCUUCAAUCUGGUCUCUCCAGCAUUCCACUCCCCACAGUGGCAUCACUGUGUUUACAUUGACCCACCACUAUCCCAGCAUCCCCAGCAGGACACUCUGGCCCUCUCGAGGGUGUCUGUGGCAGAUCUUGAACUGAUCCUGCUCAGUCUUCAUGCACAGUCUUUAUAAUCUGAGCAGGUAACUGCAGUCUGAGGCUGCGAGGGAGGGAUAGCCUGUGCUCAUUAUUCACUGUGUCUCUGUCUUCAUGAAUCGUGUUUCUUAAAUGUACAUAACCUUUAUACAGCAAGGUUCUUAUUUGUAAAUGAAUACCUGUUUUGUAUUGACAGAUUGCCGGUUGUGUUCCGUGUUGUAGUUCUUAUUAAAGAGGUUUUUAUUG